UAAUACAUUACGAUGGUCAAAGUGAAGUGAAAGUGAAGUAAAGUGAAGCAUUGGGAACCACAUGUGGUGAACACAAGAUUGUAUUUCUUCAAAUUUGUUCAAAAUGUCUUUACCGGAGAAGGUAUUGAUGAGGAAGAUCAAGAAAAGGGAAAAAAGGAAGCAAGAAUUAUCUGAACAAGAGCCGGAAAAGAAAAAAAGCAAACCAGCAACCCCAGAAAAUGGUCAUGUUGACACGGAAGCAUUGCCUGGAUCUAGCUGUGCUCUUCAAGUAUCAAGUGACAAUUCGUUCUCAUCUUUGGAAGGACAUGUCUGUGAACAAACACUGAAAGGUAUUGCCGACAUGGGUUUUACCAAUAUGACAGAAAUUCAGGCUCGUUCCAUCCCUGGUCUCCUAGAAGGAAGAGACCUUGUUGGUGCAGCUCGUACGGGCUCAGGGAAGACUUUGGCUUUCCUCAUUCCAGCUGUAGAACUCAUAUUCAAACUUAAAUUUAUGCCCAGAAAUGGAACUGGCUGCAUCAUCAUUUCGCCUACAAGGGAGUUGUCAAUGCAAACUUUUGGAGUAUUGAAAGAGUUAAUGAAGUAUCAUAAUCAUACAUAUGGUUUAAUCAUGGGAGGGGCAAACAGACAAACAGAAGCUCAGAAAUUGUCUAAAGGUGUCAAUAUAAUUGUUGCUACCCCGGGUCGUCUUUUGGAUCACCUUCAAAAUACUCCAGAUUUUUUGUACAAAAAUCUGCAAUGUUUAGUGAUAGACGAAGCAGAUCGUAUUUUGGAUAUUGGGUUUGAAGAGGAACUUAAAAAAAUCGUUUCACUUUUGCCCCAGAGGAGACAAACCAUGAUGUUCAGCGCCACAUCAACUGAAAAAACUGAGGCAUUGAAAAAGUUAGCAUUGAAGAAGGAGCCUGUGUAUGUAGGUGUAGAUGAUUCUAAAGAAAGUGCUACUGUGGAUGGGUUAGAGCAAGGCUAUGUAGUUUGUCCGUCAGAAAAUCGAUUCCUUCUCCUCUUCACAUUCCUUAAGAAAAACAGAAAAAAGAAAGUUAUGGUUUUCUUUAGCUCCUGUAUGUCUGUUAAAUUCCACCAAGAGCUACUGAAUUACAUUGACCUUCCUGUCCUUGCUAUUCAUGGAAAACAAAAGCAAGCAAAGCGAACAACGACAUUUUUCCAGUUUUGCAAUGCAGAGUCUGGCAUAUUACUUUGUACUGAUGUUGCUGCACGAGGUUUGGACAUCCCAGCAGUUGACUGGAUUGUUCAGUUUGACCCUCCAGAUGAUCCCAAGGAAUACAUCCACCGAGUUGGUCGAACAGCUAGAGGAGAAGGCAGCUCUGGCCAUGCUCUUCUUAUUCUGAGGCCGGAGGAACUGGGUUUCCUUCGAUAUCUCAAGCAGGCUAAGGUCCCAUUAAAUGAGUUUGAGUUUUCAUGGAGCAAGGUGGCAGAUAUUCAGUUACAACUUGAGAAAUUGAUGACAAAGAACUAUUUUCUUCACUUAUCUGCAAAAGAAGCCUACAAAUCAUAUGUUCGGGCCUAUGACUCUCAUCAGCUUAAAAAUAUUUUUGACGUUGAAACACUAGACUUAGCCGCAGUAGCCAAAUCAUUUGGAUUUACUGUACCACCUGCAGUUGACCUGAAAGUGAAUAGCCAAAACAGUAACAGACCUAGAAAACGCCUUGGUGGGGGUGGUUAUGGCUAUUUUAAGGAGAUGAACCAAGAUUCAAAGUCAAAAUCAUUUUACAAGCCUGUUAACAGGCAACAAAAGGGACAAAAAAAGUGGUGACAGUUUCAAGCAGGUUACAGGGCUCUAAUGGGAAGCAUAAUUACCUCACUGUUUGUACAAAAUUUUAUUGUAAUGAUUUAUGAUCUAUACAAAAAAUAAAUAGAAUAUUUAUUAAUA
Frankliniella occidentalis (western flower thrips) is the source of this 1885-nucleotide messenger RNA. RefSeq names its product probable ATP-dependent RNA helicase pitchoune (gene pit). The transcript is spliced from 9 exons. Lineage: Eukaryota; Metazoa; Arthropoda; Insecta; Thysanoptera; Thripidae. Gene Ontology annotation, cellular component: nucleolus. The coding region runs from base 104 to 1768 and encodes 554 amino acids. The record is from RefSeq and is a predicted model, not a curated record. Gene Ontology annotation, biological process: maturation of LSU-rRNA from tricistronic rRNA transcript (SSU-rRNA, 5.8S rRNA, LSU-rRNA). Gene Ontology annotation, molecular function: ATP binding; nucleic acid binding; RNA helicase activity.